This is a messenger RNA of Cuscuta campestris, 681 nucleotides long. NCBI's taxonomy places the organism in Eukaryota, Viridiplantae, Streptophyta, Magnoliopsida, Solanales, Convolvulaceae. The record is from the annotation of a GenBank genome assembly.
CGAACUUCCAAUUAUGGUUGGUUAUCAAAAACGGGGAAGAGGUGCCGAUGAAGAAAGUUGGAGAUAAGUUGAUCCCCAAUACCGAAGACGAGUUUGAUGCCGAGGACAUCAAAAAGGUCGAGAACUAUGCAAAGGCAAUAAACAUGCUUUAUUGUGCCGUAAAUCCUGAUGACUACCGCAAGAUCUCCUGCUGCUCAACCGCCAAGGAGAUGUGGGAUAAACUUGAGGUGACGUACGAAGGAACGGACCAAGUACGUAAGGCCAAGAUGGACUUCCUCACCCAAGAAUAUGAGAUGUUCAGGAUGAAGGAGCACGAGAAGAUCGACGACAUGUUCGACCGAUUUUCCAAGAUAGUCAACGAUCUUCAUGCAUUGAAGAAGACUUACACCGACAGGGAUCUUGUACGAAAGAUCCUAUGGAGCUUGACAUCCGAAUGGCGAUCCAAGGCCGAUGCCAUCUAUGAGUCAAUCGGCACGUCAAAUAUCACCAUCGACGGUUUAAGAGGGAAUCUUGUUUCCCUUGGUUAUACGAAGGAAAGCGAGCACAAAGGCUUGCGUGAACUUCCAAAGUGCGUCGGGAAGCCACACAAAACAAGGGUGGCCGAAACCCAAAACGAACAGAAGUCAAAACGGGCCUAGGAACGAGAAAUAAAUGGGCUGAACAUAAAAUAGGCCAUAGGUU